This is a messenger RNA of Megalops cyprinoides (Indo-Pacific tarpon), 3299 nucleotides long. It is a transcript of the gene adamts15a, whose product is annotated as ADAM metallopeptidase with thrombospondin type 1 motif, 15a. NCBI's taxonomy places the organism in Eukaryota, Metazoa, Chordata, Actinopteri, Elopiformes, Megalopidae. The transcript has 8 exons. Gene Ontology annotation, cellular component: extracellular matrix. Gene Ontology annotation, molecular function: metalloendopeptidase activity. The record is from RefSeq and is a predicted model, not a curated record. Gene Ontology annotation, biological process: extracellular matrix organization; proteolysis. Bases 1 to 2850 code for a protein of 949 amino acids.
AUGUUCAUGUUUGUUAGGACAAUUGCAAUACUUUUUAGUGUCCUGUUUACAUUCAUAAAAAUUACCCAUUCAAUGGAAAGUGAUUUUUGCAUUCCUCUUAGGCUGGAUCACCCAAAUUCUGCAAAAUACAAUUUUGUUGGCAGCGAGGAGGAUGCACUCCAACAAGGAAUUGUUUUUAAAAUUAACGCGUUCAAGCAGGAGUUUAUUCUCAAUUUAGUGCCAGAUUCCAAUUUCCUUGCGCCUACCUUCUCAGCUCAAAGCGAUGCCUCAUCUUCAAAUCCCGGUGCAAUCUCUGAUCUGAGCCGGUGCUUUUACUCUGGUUUUGUUAAUUCCGACCGGGAUUCCUAUGCAGCUCUGAGUCUGUGCAAAGGCAUGCAAGGCGCUUUUGGUUACAAAGGGUGGGAAUAUUUCCUCAGCCCCGUACAGAAUGACACGGCAUCAGGACACACCGGGAGCGCUGAGAGACCGCACGUCAUUCGCCGUCGCAGCACCGCGCACGACAGCACCAAUUCGACUUCCAGAUGCGGGGUGGACUCCGGCGUGAACCACGACAUGCUGCAGUCUUUGGAAAAAUAUAAACACACACACGGACAAUAUAAAGGGAACGCAACUGAAACGGUGUUAAGAAACCGAUCGAAAAGGUUUGCCUCCAUUCCCAGAUACGUGGAAGCCCUGAUCGUUGCAGAUGAGUCCAUGGAAAAAUUCCAUGGCGACGACCUUAAACAUUACCUGCUGACCCUGAUGUCAGUCGCCGCGAGGCUUUAUAAGCAUCCCAGCAUUCUAAAUUCCAUCAACAUCGUGGUCGUCAAGUUCAUGGUGAUCAACGAAGCUGACAAAGGACCGAAAGUUUCCGGCAACGCGGCACUGACUUUGCGCAAUUUCUGCACCUGGCAGAAAAAGUUGAACAAAAACAGUGACAAGCAUCCAGAGUAUUGGGAUACCGCUAUCCUUUUCACCAAGCAGGACCUCUGUGGCGCCUCGACCUGUGACACUCUGGGAAUGGCUGACGUGGGCACCAUGUGUGACUCAAAGAGAAGCUGCUCUGUCAUCGAGGACGAUGGCCUUCCCUCGGCAUUUACUACAGCUCAUGAACUGGGACACGUCUUUAACAUGCCCCACGACAAUGUGAAGGCCUGUGAGGAAGUUUUCGGGAAGCUGAAGGACAACCACAUGAUGUCCCCCACGCUGAUCCAGAUCGACCGCAGCAACCCCUGGUCCGCCUGCAGCGCCGCCAUCAUCACAGAGUUCCUGGACAGCGGCCACGGAGACUGCCUGCUGGACCAGCCCCAGAAGCUCCUGGCUCUGCCAGAGCUCCUCCCUGGCAUUAGCUACAGCCUGAGCCGGCAGUGUGAGCUGGCAUUCGGCGAGGGCUCCAAGCCCUGCCCAUACAUGCAGUCCUGUUCCAAGCUGUGGUGCACGGGCAAGGCCCGGGGCCAGCUGGUGUGCCAGACACGGCACUUCCCCUGGGCCGACGGCACCAGCUGCGGGGAUAACAUGCUGUGCCUCAGAGGGGUCUGCACCGACAGAGAAAACGUCACCAAGACCAAGGUGGAUGGCCGAUGGGGAAAGUGGGGAGCGUUUGGUGCCUGUUCCCGUACCUGCGGCGGGGGAGUCGAGCUGGCCAAGAGGGAGUGUAACAACCCUGUGCCGGCAAACGGAGGCAAAUACUGCCAGGGGGUGCGGGUGAAGCAUCGCUCCUGCAAUCUGAACCCCUGUCCAGACACAGGUAAAAGCUUCCGGGAGGAACAGUGCGAAGCCUUCAACGGCUUCAGCCUCAACACCAACCGGCUCGCCCCCUCCGUGGUGUGGGUUCCCAAAUACUCCGGGGUGUCUCCGAAGGACAAGUGCAAACUGAUCUGCAGAGCCAAUGGGACAGGCUACUUCUACGUCCUCGCCCCUAAGGUUGUGGACGGCACGCCCUGCUCGCCCGACUCCUCUGCAGUCUGCGUCCAGGGGAAGUGCAUGAAGGCCGGCUGUGACGGCAAACUCGGCUCCAACAAGAAGUUCGACAAGUGCGGGGUGUGCGGCGGGGACAACCGGAGCUGCAAGAAGGUCUCGGGGCUGUUUACCAAACCCAUACACGGUUACAACUUUGUGGUGAUGCUGCCCAUCGGAGCCUCGAACAUUGACAUCCGGCAGCGUGGCUACAAAGGCUUGGUGAAUGACGACAACUACCUGGCGGUGAAGAACACCCAGGGCAAGUACCUCCUGAACGGGAACUACGUGGUGUCGGCUGUGGAGAGGGACAUCAUCGUUAAGGGCAGCCUGCUGAGGUACAGCGGCACGACCACGGCGGUGGAGACCCUGCAGGCCUUCAAGCCUCUGCAGGAGGCCCUGACGGUGGAGGUGCUGUCCGUGGGCAAGAUGACUCCACCCCGCAUAAGGUACUCCUUCUACCUGUCCAAGGAGAACAAGGAGGAGAAGCUCCUCAAGAAGGAAGGGAGGACCCACUCCCAGAACAGCGUCCUGGUGGAGAGCAACAAGGUAGAGCUGAAGAAGGCGUCCUACAAGAAGCCCGCGCAGAAGUGGACGGUGGCCAACUGGGACGAGUGCUCGGUGACCUGUGGGAGCGGCCUGCAAAAGAGGCUGGUGCAGUGCCUGGACCCGGACGGCAAAUCCGCCACCGACUGCGACACCGCGCAGAAGCCCAACGCCAUGAGGGUGUGCGGGGACCCUUGCCCCAUGUGGGACAUCGGGGAGUGGUCCCCGUGCUCCAAAACCUGCGGGAAAGGUUUCAAACGGCGGGUGCUGCGCUGCGUCACUCAGACAGGACUGCUCCUGCCACGAGAUCACUGUACGGGCAAACGAAAGCCGCAGGAACUAGACUUCUGCAUCCUGCAGCCUUGCUAAUAACCCCUCCCACACAACCCUUCCCAGCAGACUUAUUUUUGUCUAAUUGUAUUCGGCAAAAACUAAAACAAAAACAAAAAAAAAAAAAACUUAACGAUCCAGAACCAUGUUUGUUCUGGUGCAUCUGCUUGCAUCAUGGGCCAUGAAAGAGGGAAGAAACAGGGUUAGGGUGCAACAGGAUGUCAGAGAGACGUACAAACUGUGGGGCCAUUGAUUUCAAUUAUAUGGAGUUGGUGCUACACAGAGAAGUCUACCUCUGAUCAUAAUACUACAAUAAAACACACAUGCCCACUCGAGUAGUACACAUCCAUCAUACCUAAACAUAAAGCAUGUGUGAAUUUGAGAAUAUGUGUGCUAUGUUUGGGCACUGCUAGUCAAAAUCCUAAACAGAGAAUUCCUACCAAGUUGAAAAAAAAGAUUAAGAAAGCAGUCACUGGAUCUACUGGGGA